Naegleria lovaniensis is the source of this 1008-nucleotide messenger RNA. RefSeq lists its product as uncharacterized. The coding region runs from base 1 to 1008 and encodes 335 amino acids. NCBI's taxonomy places the organism in Eukaryota, Heterolobosea, Eutetramitea, Acrasida, Naegleriidae. The record is from RefSeq and is a predicted model, not a curated record. The transcript is spliced from 3 exons.
AUGAAAAGUCUUUGUCAAUCAUCAGAUAUUUCAACAGUGGAUCAAAUUACGGUUGAUUCUCCACAUUUCAUGACUGUCGUCAAUAACAUUAUGACAUGCAUGGUCACAGAGUAUGUCACUUGCUGGAAAGAUAUGAACGGAAGAUCUCCUGGAAAAACAUGUCGAGAAAGUAUAUAUUUCAUAAAGCAAACGAGGAAACAUCCAUGGAACACCCUUCCUUACAAUGCAAAAGGGGGUGGAUGUGGUGGAUCCAUGAGAGCCAUGAGUAUAGGUUUACGAUUUAUGAAUCAUUUGGAUUUGCUAAUUGCCAUUGCCAUAGAGAGUGGAAGAUUAACUCAUAACCAUAGUGUUGGAUUCAUGGGAGCGUUAUUGAGUGCAUUAUUCACCUCAUUUGCUAUCAAGAAAAUUAAUCCAAAACUUUGGGGAUACUUGUUCAUGAAUCAAAUUCUUCCAAAAUGUAAAUAUUACUUGAAGGAAAUUUCUAAAAGAGAUUGGAAAGUCAUUAGUGAGGAUUUGAAAUCAUUCGAAGACAAGUUCAUAAAGUAUUUAAAGGAGAGGGGUAUUGCAGAGUUCUCCGAGAAUGCUGCUUUGAAAGGAAAUUCAAAUUCUUCUGAACUUGAUAACCAUGCCAUGCAAUUUCCUUCCAAGUAUGGAGUCAAAGAAAGAGAUGCCUUUUAUAAAUCCUAUUCACAUUCUGGAUGGGCAGGAAGUUCGGGUGAUGAUUCAAUUAUUGUAGCCUAUGAUGCUUUACUAUCAUCCAUUGAAUUCUCGAAAAAGAACUCUUCAUCCAUUUACGAACAAGUACUAUUGAGAGGCGCUCUUCACGGUGGUGAUUCUGAUACCACAGGAGCUAUUUCAAUGAGUUGGUAUGGAGCGUUGUAUGGCUUCAAGACGGAAGAACAAGCGUUGAAACAAUUCAAGCUACAUUAUGAACAUGUUGAGAAAAGAAAAGAAUUGUUGCAUUACUCGACGUGUCUCUACUCUGUGUCAUGUUCAAAGGGUUAUUGA